This is a messenger RNA of Leptopilina heterotoma, 5727 nucleotides long. RefSeq names its product protein TANC2 (gene rols). The record is from RefSeq and is a predicted model, not a curated record. Lineage: Eukaryota; Metazoa; Arthropoda; Insecta; Hymenoptera; Figitidae. Bases 485 to 5218 code for a protein of 1577 amino acids. Gene Ontology annotation, molecular function: protein binding. The transcript has 16 exons.
GUCAGUUGGUCUGCGAACCAAUCGGGUAACGUUUGAGAGCCUCCGUCCCAACUCUUCUCCUCGACUCCGAUUCUUGGGGCCCUGAAUCAGUGCGACUCGUUCACUACCACGAUGCACAUCGAUUUUACGUCGUUCCCUCUCACAUUUCUCGGCCUUAUUACUUAAAGCACUUCUCCGCUUUCGUUAUGUGAUCCACUUGUAUUAUAUUUAAUUCGAAAAUCGGAAUCGAAUUAUCAAUUGAUUGAAAAGGAAAAUUUUAUUUUUAGUGAAACUAAAAAAUUCAAAAUACGGUACAAUCAUUCUCACCUGUCGUGAUGCAAAAGAGGAUUCUAAUUACUCUUUAAGUGUUGUUCUCCAAAGGUUAAAAAAUCAAAAAGAUUUCAGUUUUUUGUGAAUUGUGAUAAAGAAUGUUAAAUGAUAUACAAAAGUGAUUGAGAGGGAUAUAAUUUUAUUUUAAAGUGGAUUUUCAAAAUUUAUAAACGCCAUGGCGCCUCCGGAUGAUCGGUACAGGUCGCCUCGUCCAGGACUCAGCCUCUCGUUUCUCGAUUUGGCGAAAAUUCGAGCACUGGUCGAAUCAACGACAGUAUUGAGCGGACCAAUGUGCCCAUCAUGUGAAAUGCCAUUCGACAAAGGUAAAAAAAGACGGCUGAUAGAUUCUUGCGGUCACGAGAGAUGCUAUUCCUGUCUAUUUCGGAGUGAGGCCUGCCCUCUUUGCUUACGGAGAAAUGAGGAUCUUUUUAACGAGGAAGACGGCCUCGAGGGCCCUUUUCGCGACGGAAGAUUUUGCCCCUCGGGGCCCUUGUCUAUGCAGCAUCCAUCCGAGGACUGGAUCGACGACUCUUCUGCCGUGAAUUCCUUAUGCAGCAGUCCGAGACCACGUACGAGAGGGCCACUCAUCCUACCACGUUCUCAACGCGAUGGGAACGAAAUUAACUCCUCCUCGGCGAUGGGAAGGCUCAAACCUCCAGUUUUGCCGGAGUGUUCGUCCUUAAAACACAAAGUCAAUCCAAUGGCUCAAAGUUGUCCGACGCCUCCAGCUCAACGGAAACGAUUUUUCCUCAAUUCCAAGGCGUUAAAAAGUCCCUUCAGUUCACAAAGAUCCGGAAAACGAGAUCCAGUAUCUCCGGAGCAAAGUGCAAACGACAACCCGUCAGCGUUAUCAGCAUGGAUGACGACUUCCCUGGAGGGAAAGUCAAGAUGGACAGGAAUUGUUCUUGGAAAGAUCAAAAAUCUCUGGAGCAGUAGCCAGGGAACUGCCAGUAACGGAUUAAAUCAACUCGUUGAUACGUGCAACAAAAUCCAAGAUGACGAGGGCGGUUGCGUGAAGCCAAUAGCUUCUUCGAAAACAAAGAAAUCGUCGCAAUCGGAUCUUUAUAUGCGACUGGGACUUCUUUUGGGCAAUGGAAGACACGCGGGAGUCUCGAGCGUGGACGUAACUGAUCUUCCGGGUCAAACUCGAGUACCAUCGGCAAAUCCGAAAUUAAAAUUGCCCCACCUGAACAAUCUGCAGGGUCACGAUAGCUCCGCAGCGUCGUUCAGCAGUCUGACGAGUUUUGAGACUCAAACUCAUCCCUCGAAUAAUACGAGUCCAGUGUCAACUCUAACGGGCACUUCGAGCGAGGCAGAAGCAGUGGCGGCUCUUCGCAGUCCCUUGAAACUCAAGGGCAAAGUCAAGGGCAAGAGCAAAUCUCGCGACUGCGACAGUGCCGGAAGUUUGGCCUCAAUCUCAACGUCGGCCUCUGCUUCCACUUCUAUGUCAAUGUCCAUGUCCGUUUCCGUUUCGGGAUUGUCCAAUGGAAGUGCCAGUCCACUCACAACUCGAAGACAUUCCGUGACGACUUCACAGCCUGGACAAGUGGACGAGCUCGGGCAGACUUUGUUCAAAAAUCGAAAAACCUGCGUGAGAAGAUCUGCGAGAGCUGGAACUGUAUCGAAAACGAGAUUUCUUCACACGGCGGCACAGUUGACGUUGAAACCUCUUUUCUUCGAGGUCCCACUAUUGGAGACUGAUCCUGUCUUCACCGGACGUCUCUGGUUACUUCAAGAAUUUGAGGCUGUAGUCCAGGGAUCAAGUUCCGGAAUUCUUAUUUCUGGAUCUCCGGGCACAGGAAAGACUGCCUUGAUUCUUCAACUUGUCGAGUACAGUUGCUUCGGUCGUCGGAGGGAUCAGAAAGAAAAUCAAAAACUCGACGAUGAGGAUCAGAAUGAGAUUACCAUUGCACCACAUCCGAUUGUCAAGGCUACAAACGAUAGGAUUCGUGACCUGGCUUCCCACGUCGUGGCUUACCACUUUUGUCAGGCUGAUAACAACUGCACCUGUCUUGUACCUGACUUGAUCCAUUCUUUAGCAGCACAACUCUGUCAAGCUCCACAACUUGCAGCUUACAGAGAAUACCUUCUAUCAGAGCCACAUCUCCAAAGAUCCCUUUCACUCAGGGAGUGUACAGUCGAUCCAGAUCUCGCUUUAUCAAGAGGAAUUAUCGAACCUCUUUUGAGUCUCAGACGAGCUGGGAGGUUGCCGGAAAUAAAUAUGAUGAUAUUGAUCGAUGCGGUUUGCGAGGCAGAAUACCACAGACCCGAUAGAGGGGACACAAUUGCCUCGUUUUUGACAAGACAUACGCCGAAUUUUCCAAGUUGGCUGAAAAUUGUGUGCACGGUGCGAACACAAUUGCAGGAAUGCACGAAACAAUUUCCGUACACGAGGAUUUGUCUCGAUAAAAAUGUAAACGACCCCACUGGUAUCAGCAUCACGAAGGAUCUCACCGAUUACAUCAACUAUCGUCUAUCUCAAAGUCCGGCUAUUCAGACAAAUGUUACGGCUUCCGUGAAUGGCAAGGCAGAAUCCUCCAAUAGCGCAACUCAGACUCGCUUUAUUUCUCAUUUACUGAAUCUCGCCAAGGGCUGUUUCUUAUUCGUCAAAUUGACUUUAGAUCUCAUCGAGAGCGGACAUUUGGUCGCUAAAUCUGCUAGUUAUAAGGUUUUACCAGUUUCUCUCGCUCAGAUUUAUCUUCUUCAUUUCAAUCUGAGAUUCCCAACCGCAGCCUCGUUUGACAAAGUUCAGCCGCUUUUGGGAGUUUGCCUAGCUGCUUUGUAUCCAUUAACUCUUCCGGAAAUUUAUUACUCAGUGAAUGCCCUGAAUAUGGAUUCUUUCGUUUCCUGGGAGGACUUUAUGCAGAGAUUCAAGAUGCUCUCCGGUUUUCUCGUGAAACGUUUAGACAAUACCUACAUGUUCUUCCAUCCAUCGUUCAGGGAGUGGUUAAUGAGAAGGGACGAAGGCGAAUCGACAAAAUUCCUGUGCGAUUUACGACUGGGACACACUGCAAUUGCUUUUCGAUUAUCGAGACUCCAAGCUCCACUUGAUGGAGAAAAAGCUUUAGAACUCGGUCAUCAUAUUUUGAAAGCUCAUGUCUACAGAGGAGUUACACCUUGCUGGCCUUCUAGAGAUCUUCAGGCUUCCUGGUUGGCUUCCUCUUCCGAGUGCGUUUCAUCGGCCCUUUGUACUUUGAGAAAUAUUUACAGUCCAAAUGUAAAAGUAUCAAGACUGCUUCUGCUGGCAGGAGCUUCACCAAACUUCAUUACUGAGUAUCUCGGAAAUGCGCCGGCUCUCUGCAUGUACGCUCACGAAGGUUCUGUGGAAAUGGUUUCACUCUUAUUGGAAUUCGGCGCCGAUGUUGAGUUGACCAACAGUCAGGGUUGCACGGCUCUUUCCCUCGCCUCUGCUCGGGGUCACUGUGAUGUUGUCAGAAGACUUGCCGCCGCGGGAGCUUCUCUUGGCCACGUCGACAUGGCGGGCCAGUGUUCCUUGGUUCACGCUGCUAGACAUGGACGCCUCUCCGUCGUCGGCUACCUCCUGGCCUGUGAUUGGCACAUUCCUAAAACGCAGAAGACUGAAACGAGAGUGCAGGAAGUUAGCAGGGAGGAGGCUGCUCAGCAGGCAGUUGUCGCUGCCGCGGCUCAGGGCCACGAGUCAAUUGUCGAAUAUUUACUGGACAUGGCGGAAGUGACAGUCGAUGAGCCGGACACUCUGGUCGGCGAAACUUCCUUGACAGUGGCGGCUGCAAAUGGAUCGACGGCGACCGUUUCGGCUCUUCUCGCUCGGGGAGCCAGUCCGAAAGCCACCAAUGCCAAAGGACUCAGUCCUCUCAUGUUGGCGGCCAAAGAGGGUCACUGGGGAACCGCCGAAAGAAUUCUUCAAGCGACUCUGACGGCGAGCUGUGAUCAAGUGGUGGACGAGUGUGUUCCGCUUUUGGCGCAGAAGGACGCUGCGGGUCGGAAUUGCUUGAUGAUAGCUGCCGGCGAAGGUCAUACGAAUUUGAUCGAACUGUUUUUGGACAAAGGAUCGGUGAUAGAAGCGACAGACAGGGAAGGACUCACGGCUCUCGCCUGGGCUUGUGUUCGAGGAAGAUUGGCAGCUGUCCAGCAUCUCAUUGAACGUGGAGCCGAAGUAAAUACGAGCGACAACACCGGAAGAACUCCUUUGGAUUUGGCCGCAUUUCAGGGUAAUCCAAAGCUGGUGCAGUUUUUGCUCGAGAAGGGCGCGGCGGUUGAGCAUGUCGAUAUUCAUGGGAUGAGACCGCUUGAUAGAGCGAUAGGUUGCCGAAACGUGUUAGUGGUCCAGUGCUUCCUGCGAAGAGGGGCGAAAUUAGGUCCGGCAACUUGGGCAAUGGCUGCUGGGAAACCUGACGUUCUUCUUAUUUUAUUAAAUAAACUUCUUGAAGAUGGAAAUGUUCUCUACAGAAAGGGAAGACUGAAGGAAGCUUCUCAUCGGUACGCCUACGCUCUAAGAAAGUUUCCAGAACCUCCUGAACAGAUUCACGAUCAUAAACUACAGGAGCACAGUCAACUGUUGCUUCAUCUUCAAACCUUUGCCCAACUCAGGCUCAAUUUUCUCCUCAAUCUCAGUCGAUGCAAACGUAAAAUGAAUGAAUUUGAAGAAGCUAUAGAGUUGGCUGACGAAGCGUUGAAGAUCAAACCAUCGUCGUACGAAGCCUAUUACGCGAGGGCCAAAGCCCGAAUCGACGUUGACUUUCUGGACGAAGCUCUCUCCGAUGCUCAAGAAGCUUUAAGCAUAAUUCCUCUACACAAUCGAGAGGAUAGAAGAGUAUUGACGGCAAUCAGAGACGAUAUAAUCUCAAGACUCGAGGGAUCUGGAAUGGGGACCAGUAACGGAUCCAGGUGUCGACUUCGUGCUUCCAUCGACACUCUAACAGAACUGUAAAUUUAUUUUCUCUAUAGAUACCUAUUUCGCAAUUUAUCCCUUAAGAUCUAGAUUUUAAGAAAAUUAAAUAUCACUCUCGCUGACCAACUCACUGGUUUGAGGAAUCAGCUUUUUGAAACGAAACGAUUAAAUCGCUUCUUCAUCGAAUAUUUGUUCCUCCUCGGCGAUUAUUGAAAGCUUUUUUUUCCGAUUUUAAAUCGUUUUACACAUUAUUAUUUAUUGUGACUAAAUUCGUGUAUUAUGUAGUAAAUUUAGCUCACGCGUGCUUGAAGAAAAAUUAUUUAAUUUUCAUUUUCAGUAUUUUUCGAAAUUUUCGAAACUUUUUUAGAAAUCUUAUUUAUUCUAAAUUUAAGCGAAAUUUAUUUUUAAGACGAGAGAAACUCUUGCCAUGAUCGAAUCGUCACGAUUUUAUAGAUAAAAAUAUCUUCAAUUGAAGACUAUUCUUUAAUUUGAGAUUAAAAUUUAAUUAAGACGAAAAUCAUUGCUAAUUAUUAAUUAUUCAAUUAUUG